UAAAAUUCCAAAUAAACAUCUAAUUUAUUAUUUAUACCUUAAACAUGAAAAAAGAAUAAAUAUUGAAUUCAAAUGAAGUUUACUACAAAAGUGACAAACUUAUUUCAAUUUUAUAAAUUUACUGGAUUUUUGGACAUUGUAGUAUUUCAUCACCUGAAUAUAGAUGAUAUUUUAUGUUAUAAAAGAACAUAUACAUUAAUAACUUCAUUUCAUGUUCAAGUGUUCAAUGGUCCAUUGACGCUUUGUUUUAAUUGUUCAUUUCGCCCCCGCCAACCUCUACAAAUUUCAAAAUUUGAAGUUUGUCUAUUUGAUUACAUUUCAUGUCAUAUUAUAGUAUCAGAAUAAUACUAAUAAUAAUGGUAAUAGUAAUAGUGAUCUGAUAGAAAGGAAAUAUUGAUAAGAUGUACUUGUGUAUGAAUAAUAGAUUCUGGAAUAACUUUUUGGUCAGCGGAAUUGUCAUGUGUCAAAAAUAAAUAAACAUAUGUCAGAG
This is a messenger RNA of Heterobilharzia americana, 490 nucleotides long. The record is from the annotation of a GenBank genome assembly. NCBI's taxonomy places the organism in Eukaryota, Metazoa, Platyhelminthes, Trematoda, Strigeidida, Schistosomatidae.